Messenger RNA from Cutaneotrichosporon oleaginosum, 415 nucleotides. RefSeq lists its product as uncharacterized. The record is from RefSeq and is a predicted model, not a curated record. Lineage: Eukaryota; Fungi; Basidiomycota; Tremellomycetes; Trichosporonales; Trichosporonaceae.
UGUUGAUCUGUUGCCACCGUGUCCAUGUCAACAAGCUUCUAUGCAUUCAUCCCGCCAUCCGAAAAUCUCAGGCAUUCUUGUUCAUUGUCUCAUUGCUGUGUCUCUGCGAACGUAUUCAGUUCCCUGUCUCGGUGGGAGUAGGGCUGACUCAAUCCACUGGCGUGCCUGCAUUCGUCGCUACGUAGACGCAUUAGCACAUGAAAUGAGUCUCGAGCUAGUGGGAGUUCUAGGCUGGUUAGCACCCGUCACGUCCCAACGCCACAUGCAUCGCUGUUCGGACGAUGAAGUUUCCUUGGCGUGCCGUUCUGUCCGACGUUGAAGGGUCAGCAUUGACCCGGACACCGUCUCACAGCCUCCCGUCCCAGUCCGAAGCAACCUGCCGUUAGUACUGAAAGUGUCUCCCUUCAAUCUUGAA